Molecule: messenger RNA, 2427 nt
Organism: Manihot esculenta (cassava)
Lineage: Eukaryota; Viridiplantae; Streptophyta; Magnoliopsida; Malpighiales; Euphorbiaceae
Product: zinc-finger homeodomain protein 6
Exons: 2
Coding region: 1256-2275 (339 amino acids)
Biological process (GO): regulation of DNA-templated transcription; regulation of developmental process
Cellular component (GO): nucleus
Molecular function (GO): transcription cis-regulatory region binding; DNA-binding transcription factor activity
Source: RefSeq, a predicted model, not a curated record
AAUAGUGAAAAUGAAAGAAGAUGCCAACAAUGUGAAAAAGAUGAGAGCCAAAGUCAUUGGUUAAUAGAGAAAGAGAGAGUAGUGGGAGUUGCAGAAACUGCAGAAGACGCACAAACUCACAGCCACUGAGAGAGAAGAGAGAGAGAGAGAGAGAAGGCUGACACACAUAAACGACAAAAACUGGGGCUGUGGACCAGACUCUUCUCGCUUUACUUCUAUUCAUCCCCCCCAAGACCACCACCCAACAAAACAAAAAAAAAAGGUCCUUUUGUUCUCUCUCUCUCUCUUUCUCUCGUUGUUUUAGGUUAAACACUUGCUUAAGAGCUUCUGUAAUUGCGUUUUAACUCUGAUAACCCAAAACUGAGACUGGUUUAGGCUGUGAAUUUAGGUUUGCAGGAAGAUUCCAGGCAACCAAACCAAAGGUCACAGACUCACAGAACACGUUCAUUUGGCAGGUUUAGGGUUGCAGCCUUGCAGAAAGAAGAUAAAAACAAAAGGAAAUACAGAAGGUGGGAGAGGUAAUAAUUGGGAGCUGGACCAGUGUGCAGGCUGUGGGAGAGAACUAACAUGACCUUGUCGGUUGUUCUGCAAGACUACUUCUCUUCUUCUGUGUUUCAUCAUCCGUCUCUUGUACUCAUCACUGUUUUUUAGUACAAAAGCCACAAACCCCAACCCAGCUGUUCCUUUGGUGGAUGGAUUUUAUGGGGUUGGAUGGGAUUUUGGGAAACAACCCUCUUAUGCAUCUCUCUCCUAUAAUUUUUCAUCUCUCUUUUUCUUAUAAUUUAAGGUUCCUUAAUCGCCUUCUACAACUAUCAGCUUCAUGGUGCAAUUACAGCUUUAUGACUUCAAAUCUACAGUUUAAUUGAUUAAGAUUGGGUUUCGCAGAAAUUAAUCUCUUCCUAGGCAUCUAAUCAUAAGUCCAUAUCUGCUCAAUCACUUGCUUACGUCUUUAGAAAAUAGGGUUCAAAUCAGUGAAAUGAGUCGGUGAAUUUCUAUUCACAGAGUUCAAAAUCAGAAUAAGGAAGAAAGGAGAAUAAUCUUCAGAGUUAUCUAGUGAUUACUUCUUUGAUGAUCAGCUCAAUUUGUUCUGGGAUUUGAUGGGCUAAACUAGGGUUGAAAGGAUCACCGGAAGACGCCAUAGCUUUGACAGAAAUAUUCAGGCAGAUAAUGAUGAUGAUGAUUAUGUUGAUUUGAGAAGUGGAGUUUACCAGAGAUCAAGACUUGGAUUCGAAGUUUUAUCUUGCAGAUCAGUUCGAUGGAACUGAAAGGCCAGGAUAAGGAAACAGGGAUGCCAAGCUCUCUGGGUUACAAUCUACCUCAUAUAGAUUCCUCCCAUAAAGUUCCUCCUGCUUCUGUAAUUUCAGCCCUCGGAGAAAGAAAAAGAGAUCAUCUUCAUCAAACUGCUGCACCUCAAACCCUGGAACACCAUCCUCUUCCACUGAAUCUACAACAUCAAAGUCUCGAGCCCACUAGAGAAUCUGACGUAAUCCCAGAUCCAGCUCCAAUUGCUGCCACAGGUGCAACCAGCUCAACACCAACUCCCAGUACAUCCAUUUCCCGAUCACCACCACCACCACCACCAGCAGCAGCAUCAACCAUUAUCACUACCGAAUCAAUAUCAUCAGUUAGAUAUCGAGAAUGUCUGAGGAAUCACGCAGCAAGCAUGGGAGGAUUAGUUGUCGAUGGAUGUGGAGAAUUCAUGCCAAGCGGCGAGGAGGGAACCCCAGAAGCCUUGAAAUGCGCAGCUUGCGAAUGCCAUAGGAAUUUCCAUAGGAAAGAGAUUGAUGGAGAACCACCACAAUGUACACCCAAUUGUUUCUACAAAAACAAUAACCAAAGAAAUACAUUAGCUCUUCCUCAACAACUCCCCACUUCACUUCCUCCACCCCAAGCUUCUCUUCAUCAUAGAUACCCUCAUGGGUUUUCUAUAACCGCCCCCACUAUCCCAACUGCACCCAUAAUGAUGACCUUUGGUGGCGGAGGUGGCAGUGUUGGAGCGGAGUCAUCAAGUGAAGAUCUUAAUAUUUUCCAGUCAAAUUUACAAGCCGCAAGAUCUAUGCGGCCAUCUUCGUUGAAGAAUAAGAGAUUUAGAACAAAGUUUACCCAAGAACAGAAGGACAAGAUGAUGGAAUUUGCAGAAAGAUUGGGAUGGAAGAUCCAGAAACAAGAUGAGCAAGAAGUGCAGCAAUUUUGCUCGCGGGUAGGUGUAAAGAGAAAAGUUUUCAAGGUUUGGAUGCACAACAAUAAACAAUCCAUGAAGAAAAAGCAAAUGUAAGAGCAAUUCAAACCCUUGUAGAACAUAUAUUAUCGUGACUGAAAGAUGAUAUAUUUGUGUCUACCAUUAUAGAUCAAAUGUGCAUAACUGAUCAAAUAAAAGUGAUGAUCAAUCAAAGGUUGCCAGUCACUCUUAAUCUUUUUCCCCCUUCA